Messenger RNA from Penicillium chermesinum, 465 nucleotides. Its product is annotated as Phosphatase-like protein (PTPLA). Bases 1 to 465 code for a protein of 154 amino acids. Gene Ontology annotation, biological process: sphingolipid biosynthetic process; very long-chain fatty acid biosynthetic process; fatty acid elongation. The record is from RefSeq and is a predicted model, not a curated record. Gene Ontology annotation, cellular component: endoplasmic reticulum membrane. The transcript has a single exon. Gene Ontology annotation, molecular function: 3-hydroxyacyl-CoA dehydratase activity. Lineage: Eukaryota; Fungi; Ascomycota; Eurotiomycetes; Eurotiales; Aspergillaceae.
AUGGCCUCAACAGCUUCCAGCGCGCCGCGCGCCUCCGGCCCAACAGGCAUCACAAGAGCCUACCUGUUCCUGUAUAAUCUCGUGAAUUUCCUCACCUGGGGCUACACCGUCGUCUACACAGCCUCCUGGAUCCCUGGUAAUGCAAACAAAAGGGACCUGGGAACCGUCUUCAAUCAUGCAUGGGAAGUGGUCUGGUACACCCAGCUAAUCGCUGGCCUGGAGAUCGUCCACAGCCUCCUUGGAAUCGUGCGCGCCCCAUUCUUCACCACCGCCAUGCAGGUCGCCAGCCGCUUGCUUGUCACCAUGGGUAUCCUGCAGCAAUUCGGACCCCAGAACCUCUGCGGCAAAUCGACCGCCCAAAUCGGCGACUUCGCGUACAUUGGAUGUGUUUUUGCGUGGGGAAUUACCGAGAUCAUUCGCUAUGGAUACUUUGUCAUCACCUCUAUCUGGGUCCCAAGUCCCUAA